AUGAGGCAGGGAAAGGAGGGUUCCUUUGUCACAACAAACAAGGAGAAAGCUUUUCGCAGUCUCUUCGAUUUACCAAUGCCUCAUCCGAAGCUUUCAGCUCUUAUUGAUGCCAUCUGCAAUUUUGUUAUCUGCAAUGACUCUUCCCUUCGAGGUCAGCCCAUUAUCUUCAAUCCUGACUUUUUUGUGGAAAAACUCCGUCAUGAGAAACCUGAGGUGUUCACUGAGUUGGUGGUCAGCAAUAUCACAAGGCUCAUUGAUUUACCUGGAACUGAAUUGGCUCAGCUGAUGGGAGAAGUGGAACUUAAGUUGCCUGGUGGGGCUGGCCCAGCGACAGGAUUCUUCCGGUCUCUAAUGUCUCUCAAGCGAAAGGAAAAAGGAGUAAUAUUUGGAUCCCCACUGACAGAGGAAGGCAUUGCUCAGAUAUACCAGCUAAUUGAAUAUCUACACAAAA
Molecule: messenger RNA, 451 nt
Organism: Myotis lucifugus (little brown bat)
Lineage: Eukaryota; Metazoa; Chordata; Mammalia; Chiroptera; Vespertilionidae
Product: rho GTPase-activating protein 19-like
Exons: 3
Biological process (GO): regulation of small GTPase mediated signal transduction
Cellular component (GO): cytoplasm
Molecular function (GO): GTPase activator activity
Source: RefSeq, a predicted model, not a curated record